GGGCGUGGCCUGCUGCCCUUAGGGAGAAUAAAGUAUCCAAAGAGUUUUCAAAACUCAGCCAAGCAACAAAGUGGUGAGUGUUGAUCGCUAGCGACGAAGAAGGGAAAAGAUGCACUACUAUCGUUAUGAAAAUGCAGAGGUCAGCUGCUGCUACAAGUACCUCAUGUUUAGCUACAACAUAAUAUUUUGGCUGGCUGGAGCAGCAUUCAUCGCCAUUGGGUUCUGGGCCUGGAGUGAGAAGGGAGUGCUGUUGGACCUGACCCAGGUGACACGGCUGCAUGGCUUUGAUCCCGUGUGGCUGGUGCUGGCGGUGGGAGCGCUCACCUUCAUCCUGGGCUUUGCAGGAUGUGUAGGGGCACUCAGGGAGAACAUAUGCCUCCUCAAAUUUUUUUCAGGGGUCAUCGGGUUCAUCUUCUUCCUGGAGCUGACGGCCGCUGUGCUGGCGUUCGUCUUCCAGGACAACGUCAGGGAGUGGAUCAAUGACUUCUUCCUGGCCAACGUCAAGGCCUACAGAGAGGACAUCGACCUGCAGAACCUCAUCGACUCCCUGCAAAAGAUGAACCACUGCUGCGGAGCCAAGGAGCCUGAUGACUGGAACCUGAACGUCUACUUCAACUGUACCAACAACAACCCCAGCAGAGAGAGGUGUGGCGUUCCCUUCUCCUGCUGCAUCAGUGAUCCUGCAGACUCAGUUUUGAACACCCAGUGUGGAUAUGAUGUCCGUAAAGGUCCAAAGGGGGACUGGAGCUACAACAUUUACGUCAAGGGCUGCAUCCCAGCCUUAGAGGAGUGGCUGCCUCGGAAUAUCUACAUAGUAGCUGGAGGAUUCAUCAUUAUAUCUGUACUCCAGAUGAUGGGCAUCUUCUUAGCUCGGACACUGAUCGGUGACAUUGAGAAGGUCAAGUUUAACUACUACUGAGUGGUGUGGUGGAAUGCAUAGGCCAACAGGGGACAGUACUGAGAAUAUCCACCAUACAUUCCUCCCUCUCUGAGGCAUAGCAAGGGACAAGAAUACUUCCAUACCUGUGGCUCGUUAUCUUUGGACUGUUCUGUCUCUGGAGAUGGAAACCUCUGCAGAGCCUGCACAGUGGACAUGAAGCUGCCUUAUUCAACUCAAGACUCUUAUGUGCCUUCUCUCACAGGAUUGCAGUCUGACUUUAAAAAUACACCCUGGGUUUCCCUUUGUUUUUGUAAUUAGAUACAUUCUUGUAUGAAUUGCCCCAGACACACUGAAUGUUUUCCUCUUUCCUGGGAACAGCGUCUUAACCAAUAAACCCAGGUAGAUUCCUGGGCGACUACAUCAUACCUCAAUGAUACAAAAACUACAAUUAAGUCGUCGCACAGGUUUAAAAGGUGUGUUCUCUCUCUGUGGCCUGCAGCAUUGUCCCUUACCUCUCAGCUAAACAUGGAAAAUGAAGCUCUAUUUUAAAGGUAGACUCAGCAAUGUGACAUAGAUGCAGAAAGUAACCGCGUAGUGGGUCAAUUUCCACAACUAAGUGUGAGGCUCAAUUUCUCUGUUUUGGUCCUGUACCUACAACGCUGUAACAGUGUGAAGCGACCCUGUGCACAUGCGCAGAUACUGUGUGAGGGCGAAGUCUUGCGUCUCACUCGUCUCAGUAUCUGCCGUCCUGCUCGUGGCAGUCAUUUAGCCCAGUCUACCUUUAAACCAUUGGAAUCAGUCUGCAGCUGGUCAAAACCAAAAGUGCACAGCUGUAACUCUGACCUAUUGUCCAUCAUGCCUUGUCUUUUCUAGCAGUCAUGUGUCUCACAUAACUUGUCAUUCCACAACGUGUAGUGCAUCAAAUGCUAACUAGCAUAGAGUAUCGAUCAUUUAGACACAUACAACUUAAGGGAAACGACUGUCGAUGCAAUGUGUGUAGAUAGUUGACAUGUUUAAUUUGAUCAGUCUUAGAUGACCCCUAAGUGAAAUAUUAGUUAGCUAGUUCACUCGGAGUAGCUGAGUUGGAUUAUUUUGCUGUUGUGUUGACUGCAGGCAAGGAAGCUUGACCAGGUGCAGCAGUGGAGACCUCCAGAGCCCAUUUUCUCACAGACAGACAGGGAGACAUCCAGAGCAGCAUGGGCCUCUAGAGGUACAGGUGAGAUCUGAUCAUAGCGCUCACAUCCCUUCGAGCUAUAGCCGGGAUUUGUGUUGUGAUCACAUCACUAGACCUAGGCUUAGUUAUCUGCCUGCAUGGUGAAAGUUUUGAUUGAGAGAUUGUAUUCACCUCUAACGUCUUGAAUAAUUUUUACUGUCUCAGCAUCUUGGUAAUAAUCUGUUUUUCUAAACACAUUCACAAAUGCAAGCCCACAGUCAGCACCUUUUCAUUUUAGCUUGAAAUGUGCUGAGAGCUGUUCUACUCUGCUCUUGUUAGAUAUUGAAUAUAAUGUCAUCUGAUCGGGCUGCCCAGUGGCACUUUUAUGUAGAAAAUAUACAAUUACAACUGUACGGGAGGUCUUGAUGCCCAACCUGUCUCUCUCCUCUGCUCAGCCUGUACACCUCAACGAGACAGAAUGAGCGCAGACUUCCUGAAACAUUACUCAAAGCGUUCUGAAAGUGUUUUCAACAGAGGUGUUUGCUGCCAGCCAGAUAACUGCCAGUGCCUACACACAUUGAGCUUGCUUUACCUUCAUCCUGUCCAUUCCCUCUCCACUGCUGUCCUUGUACCAGAAUGGGGAGCUUUACAGAGACAUCUAUGGCAGGUAGCCUAGCGGUUAAGAGCAUUGGGCCAGUAAUCGAAAGGUCGUUGGUUCGACUCCCCAAGCCGACUAGGUGAAAAAUCUGUUGACAUGCCCUUAAGCAAAAAAGUAACCCUUGUUGCUCUGUAUAAGAGCGUCUGCCGAUUGACAAUGUAAUUGUUGAUGGAGGAUAUCUUUACAGCUGAUGAAUGCUAUACUUGAGCUAUAUAUCAUACGUUACAAGAUCAAAUUAAAGGAAUUACUUUCAUUCAGGCCUUCAACUCCCAUUUACACAACAUCUGAUGGUCAAUGUACAUUAUGUAGUUUAACAGAAUUUUGUGUGCUUGUUUGAUUGCUUUCAUGUGAUCAUGGGAGUGUUUUUAACAAAAGGGACCUUUUUGAUAUGUAGAUGUUAUCUCUGUUUUACCUAAUGACAUUUUGUAAAUGUGAAUUUUCUUAAUUCUGGAUAGGUUUUUAUAAGCAAUAAAGUAUGUAUGUCCAUUU
Molecule: messenger RNA, 3180 nt
Organism: Coregonus clupeaformis (lake whitefish)
Lineage: Eukaryota; Metazoa; Chordata; Actinopteri; Salmoniformes; Salmonidae
Product: tetraspanin-14
Exons: 9
Coding region: 110-919 (269 amino acids)
Biological process (GO): protein localization to plasma membrane; protein maturation; regulation of vascular endothelial growth factor signaling pathway
Cellular component (GO): membrane
Source: RefSeq, a predicted model, not a curated record